UUGAUACAAAUGAGAACCGCCAUUGUGCUCCUCACAGCCCUUCUGUGGGCUCCAGGCUUUUACCAAGUCCUUGCUUUUCCCACAGGUACUGCUAAACCCCUCGAAGCACGCUCCACCGUAGGGAACACCAAAAGCAAUCCUAUCCAGGCCGAGAUUGAGAUCCGCGGAGAAGAUGCCCUGACCUAUGAUGUGGACUGCUGGGCCAUGCUAUGCAAGGGCAAGCCUGCAAUAAUGCAAAAGACGGACACCAAAGCAGCCGAUAAGCACCGACAGGUAAAGAACGGCAGUGCCGCCAAAAAGCAACCCUUUGUACACCGGGCCAAGUAUGGGAUCAAAUCCAGCCCCCCUACCAGUACCUGGGCAAAUAAUCAAGGAUGGGUAUCAGCAGAAGAAUUUCCCUUCGCAUCCACCGUUGACGGGGGAGCUGGUGCAAUCCUAGUGGGGGUCACACUGAACUCGCAGGAGGAGCAGAAAAACUCGUUGCACAGCUUCUACAGCAAGAACAAGAUACAGUCAUACAAUGCGACCGCAAAAGGCUCGGACAGAUCCUGGUUUGAGAUUACUGGGUUCAAAGUUACGCCUGGGAAAACAGCAAUAAUUGGACCCUAUUGCAAGGCAUUCAAUGCCAAGGAUAAAGGUAAUCUGUGCAGCGCGAGUACCAAAGUCGUUGGAGACUGGGGAUUUGACGUGGCUGAAUAUGCCUACGUGUACAACCACCAGACAAAAACGUUUGAUUAUGUUGGAAAAUGAUCAAUCC
This is a messenger RNA of Aspergillus sclerotioniger CBS 115572, 757 nucleotides long. RefSeq lists its product as uncharacterized. The transcript is spliced from 4 exons. The record is from RefSeq and is a predicted model, not a curated record. The coding region runs from base 10 to 750 and encodes 246 amino acids. Lineage: Eukaryota; Fungi; Ascomycota; Eurotiomycetes; Eurotiales; Aspergillaceae.